Molecule: messenger RNA, 828 nt
Organism: Mauremys mutica (yellowpond turtle)
Lineage: Eukaryota; Metazoa; Chordata; Testudines; Geoemydidae
Product: translation initiation factor IF-2-like
Exons: 3
Coding region: 1-690 (229 amino acids)
Source: RefSeq, a predicted model, not a curated record
AUGGCAUAUGUGAUCACCAGGAUACCAGACAGAAACCUGCCCCCAGCUAGGGGGAAGGGAGAAAAAGGAAGCGGCGCCGCCAGCCACCGGAAGGACCCAGCGCGGCACAGCUCGUCUUGGCCCGGCCCAGCAGGCCCCGGCUCCCUUCUCCGCUACGCCCUCACCCGGGGCCCUGCCGCCCCUCACGCACAGCCCGCAACACGGCCUCCGCCCCGCUGGCCGAGUCCCCAGCCAAAGCCGCUCGGGGCCCGGCGAACGCGCAGCCUGGGCGGUUGGGUUUUGUCUGCUGCGCAGCCCCCUCCGCGGACCGCCGCUGCCGAGCCCUCCCUCCCCAGGCGCGGCACGACACUUGGUGCUGCUUUACAGCAGCCUGCAGAGCGCAGCCGCUGCGCAGAGCGCCCCGCCUUCCGUGCGGCUCCUCCGCCUGGGCGGGGCGUAGGGUGGCGCGCGGCCUGCGCUGAGGAGCGCCAUCUGUUGGGCGGAGGCGGGCAAGGCCGCGGCGGCAAUCGCACAGCCAGGGCCGCUGUGCUGAGCCCACGCCUGGCUCCUGAUGGCGACGGAGAAGGUAGAGACGGGCAGAGAGGAGGGUUACAAACUUACUUCAAAAUAGCUCGAAGAUCAGUGAUGAAUGCACCUGCAAUAAGGAGUCUGCAAGAGACUAUGCUGCCCUUCUCUUCGUCCUCAUUAUGAAGGCUCUAUGAAGGCUCAAUCACUGGAAAGUUGUUUUUGGCUCUGGAUUCAGACCUAUGCUAAAGCAUUGUUCAUUAACAGUUACAAAACUGUUCUCCCAUCACACAAUAAAAUACAAAUAAAUAAAGAUGUAUUAUA